This is a messenger RNA of Bombus impatiens (common eastern bumble bee), 2591 nucleotides long. RefSeq names its product inositol-pentakisphosphate 2-kinase (gene Ipk1). The transcript has 9 exons. The record is from RefSeq and is a predicted model, not a curated record. NCBI's taxonomy places the organism in Eukaryota, Metazoa, Arthropoda, Insecta, Hymenoptera, Apidae. Gene Ontology annotation, biological process: inositol phosphate biosynthetic process. Gene Ontology annotation, cellular component: nucleus. The coding region runs from base 384 to 2156 and encodes 590 amino acids. Gene Ontology annotation, molecular function: ATP binding; inositol-1,3,4,5,6-pentakisphosphate 2-kinase activity.
GUUGUAACCGCGGUCGCCAUGCCAUGCGGUUGUUCCGUGAUUGACAAUUUCGUUCCUGAAUAUGUCGUUGAAAAAGUGUUCGUGAAAUUAUUAUCUUUGUUUCAAAAAGAAAAAUUUACGGGGUGAUAGUGUCGAAAAAGUGAGUGCAUAAUUACUAUGAAGCGACAAGUGACUUUCUUUUGAGAGUUAAAAUCUCGAGUCUUCACCCUGUCGGUUAUAUUGUUAGAGGUUGGAUACAGCAGUUACAAUUUGAAUUUUACUAUGUAUUCAAGAUAUAAACAGAAAAAGGAGGUGAUAUUAAAGAACAUGCGUCACUUUCGCUGAGUCGUGGCUGGCGAGAAAAGGGGAAACUUGUAAAAACAAGUAAGGAUAAAGAUAAGACAAUGACAAUCAACGAAGGAAAUCCUGUGCCGACCGCAACCUUUUCUUCAGAAUCGAUGACCACUUCCACCGGAAACUUGGAUGAUGAUUCCACAACGACGUCACAACUUUCACCUUCUUCAUCAACGUCCUUUAUCGGAGAUUGUGUUUACAGAGGCGAGGGAAAUGCGAAUAUCGUAGUUGCACUUCCACAAGAGCAGAAAGUAAUUCGAUUUCGGAAAUCGCUGCCAGAUGAUGUUUCACCGGAUGGCGGCAAACAACGAACCGAACGACAAGUGGAAUUCGUGAGAUUUGUGGCUUUCUGUUUUUUGGGCCCGUACACGCAAGUCCCUGAGAUUCUUCGUUACGAUGCGAAAGACAUUGCUAAACUUUCAGAAGCUAUUCGACCCCUACGAUCAGAUAAACGACGUAAUAAGGAAAUCAUGGACAUAUAUGCCACAACAUUUCCGGAUUACACGUUUCUUCCAAUAAAAUUCAAUACUAAUCUCUUUCCAACUAACAGAACAUUUUGUGUUGAAAUUAAACCAAAACAGGGCUAUCUGCAAGAUAUUGACCGCAAAUUUCAAAAAUGUCCUUACUGUCUGACACAAUAUUAUAAGUUAAGGAACAAGAUGAUUACAUGCCGUAGCACUUAUUGUCCGUUUGAUCUCUUCUCGGGAGUGGAAACUCGUAUGAAAUCGGCACUAAAAGCACUACUAACAUCACCACAGAAUAAUCUCAAGAUUUUUAAGGAUGGCGUUAUAGUUUAUGACCAAGAAUCAACUUGCAGUGAUCUUGAAUGUGUCUUGACGGAAUGGUUUCACAAUUCUAUUAAUUUUACAAAUAUAGAAUACAUUGAUCACUUUUGUAAUUUAAUUUGCACCGCUCUUUUACGUCCGUUUAUUUUCGAAGAAUUUAAGUCUAAUAUAUUUCCUGCGCAUGAAUUGCGCACAUCUGUUAUCGAACAAGAUUCGAAGACGUCCUCAUACAUUAAUCCGGAUCUGAUAGCAAGAGCUAAGAAAUAUUUGUAUUUUACUGGAGAGACGUGCAACUUAAAGGGAGAAAUAUUGCCAAAUAAUUCGGUACUAGAACGAAUACUUCAUAUGCAGCGGCUACCUUUUAUUAGCUCAGAAUACGUUUAUAAUACGUAUUCAAAGUUUCGUUCAUGGCUAACUGAUGAUAUUAUAUAUUCUAAUUUAAUAAACAUGUUCAAACUUGAUGAUCGAAUAUCUUGUCCCAAACAAAAAAAAACUAUUAUAGGUAUUCCUGAAACAUUAAGAGACACUUAUAUACAAACAUAUGCCAAAGAUACUUCGAUUUCAAAAAAAUCCAAGUUUGACCACGACGAUUAUUGUGGCAACAAACGUAUUAAUAAACCUAGUGAAAAUAUCCUUAUAUCGAAACCAAUCUUAAUUCCAAUUGAAAAACAUAAUUUAUGGUACAAUAAAUGUAGCGUAUUAAGUAACGGAGAUAAAGUACACUGUAACGAAAAAGAAACAUAUUUUUAUGUAAAUACUGAAAGUAUACUAUGCCUGCAGAAUUAUCUCUUAUUUUCAUGUGCUAGAGAUUGUUCGAUAUUGAUGUCAUUUCGAGAAAUAAAUCCGAAUACAGUAUCGCCUAUUCUCGAUAAAAAUAUAAUACAACUUCCGGAUGGACUCAGCUUUGUUUGUGACAUCAGGAUUUCUGACAUAGAUCCGAAAAGUCUACAUUGCAUUGAAAAACAUCGGCAACGGGACAUCGACGUUUUAAAUUCAGUAAUAUCCUUUCUAGAAGAAGAAUUUAUAAUUAAACAUUAAAAGUCGUUUGAAAAAUGAUUACCGUAAUAGUAAUUUUCAACUAUAAGUAAGACCUUACUGUGUAAUGUUCCUGUAUCUCAUAUCUUUUAAAAAUAUAGAUGUUAUACAUAUAUGUAUGUUUUACAUAUCUCUAUGGUAUAUGUAAUAUUUAUAAAUAUAGAGAACAUAUGUAUAACAGAUAUGUUUUUGUAGAACAUGUAUAAUACAGAAAUUAUAAUAUUAUUAUGUUACAGUUAUAUUGUAAAGUAUUCACAAUUAAUAAUGUAAAUUCACAAUUGUUCAUUAAAAUAUAUACUUUAUACAUUCAUAUAUUCAUCUAACACAAUCAGCAGGUUCAUUCCUCGGUCGACAUGAUAUUUUAGCUUGUUCUGAUAAUUUAACAGUGUUUCAAACAAAAACUCAUCAGUAUCAGAUGAAGAAUUUGCGGAUGUAAAA